AUGAACCAGAAGGCAGUAAAAGGGAGUGCAAUAUCAAAUUUUCUAGACAGUAGAGCCCUAGAAGAUUACGAGCCUUUGAAGUUUAAUUUCUCGAACGAGGAUCUGAUGUAUGCGGCAACCAUUGAAGAAGAUGCUCAAGAAAGACAUCAUUGGAAACUAAAUUUUGACAAAGCCUCAAAUGCUAGGGGUAACGGAAUCGGGGUAGUCCGAGUAUCCCCAAACGGAGAUCAUUAUCUUCUUACCAGCAAACUUGAUUUUGAUUGCACAAAUAACAUGACAGAAUACGAAGCAUGCAUCAUGGGUAUCCAUCCAGCCAUAGAGCGCAAAAUUAAGGUACUAGAGGUAUACAGGGAUUCGGCACUAGUGAUCUAUCAACUUAAAGGUGAAGGAGAGACGAGAGAUCUCAAGUUGAUUGAUUAUCGAAGGUUGGUCCUUGAGUUAAUUAAGGAGUUUAAUGACAUCACCUUCAACUACCUUCCUCAAGAUGAAAAUCAGAUGGCCGACGCCUUAGCUACCUUAGCUUCCAUGGUCAAAGUGAACAAAUAA
Messenger RNA from Gossypium raimondii (Peruvian cotton), 546 nucleotides. RefSeq lists its product as uncharacterized. The record is from RefSeq and is a predicted model, not a curated record. The transcript has a single exon. The coding region runs from base 1 to 546 and encodes 181 amino acids. Gene Ontology annotation, molecular function: RNA-DNA hybrid ribonuclease activity; nucleic acid binding. Lineage: Eukaryota; Viridiplantae; Streptophyta; Magnoliopsida; Malvales; Malvaceae.